Messenger RNA from Pipistrellus nathusii (Nathusius's pipistrelle), 381 nucleotides. The record is from the annotation of a GenBank genome assembly. NCBI's taxonomy places the organism in Eukaryota, Metazoa, Chordata, Mammalia, Chiroptera, Vespertilionidae.
AUGCAAACUAAAAGGGACAAGCCGAAACAGGGGAGGAGAAAAAGGAAAAAAAAUCCAAAAUCCCGAAAAAUCCGUGUUUACAACUAUGUACACAAAAAGUCAAGGUUCAAGGAGGUCAUUUGCCAGAAACAGGGUCUGUAUAGACAGAGGGUGGGUGGGGUAGGCGUGUGUGUGUGUGUGUGUGUGUGUGUGUGUGUGUAUACACAGCUUAUACAAAUCAAUUCUCCACAGAAUGGGUGUGUAGAACACCAUCACCAAAGUGCCACUUGCCACCGGGUCAAGUUCCCCAUGGAGACAUCGGAGGGAAGGGCUCUGGGAAAGCUCCAAGGCCUCCCCAAAAGUGGAGGUGUGCCCCCUGGGUUUAGGGGUAACCUCUUCUGA